UCUCUAUAUAUUUUCUUAUCUCCAUUGUCCACACGCCUCUAUUCGGUGCCCUAUAUAUGCAUAGUCUUCUCCGUUGUUCUCAAAUUCGUAUAAUAUUUCGUUGAUUUUGCGAUGUCGAGUUGCUGUUCGCAGUCUGGAACUAACGGCCACAACUCCUUCACGUGCGGCGGCGAGUCUUUGCCGGACGCCGACGUGAGUGGGGGCGGUGAGAUCAUGUUGUUUGGUGUGAGGGUGAAGGUGGACCCCAUGAGGAAGAGUGUGAGUUUGAACAAUCUGUCUCAGUACGAGCUGCCCAAUGAUAGCAACAGCGGAAAUAACAAUGAGUCCUCUAAAGUGGUUGAUGAGAGCUACGCCUCUGCCGACGACGCUGUUGCUAACCACUCCGGCAUCGGCCGUGAACGUAAGCGAGGAGUUCCGUGGACGGAGGAAGAGCACAAGCUAUUCCUUUUGGGAUUGCAGAAAGUGGGAAAAGGAGACUGGAGAGGAAUCUCUAGAAAUUUCGUCAAGACUCGCACACCCACACAGGUUGCAAGCCAUGCUCAGAAAUACUUCCUCCGGCGAACUAACCUCAAUCGCCGUCGCCGCCGUUCUAGCCUCUUUGAUAUCACCACUGACUCGGUAUCUGUAUUGCCAACAGAAGAAAACAAAAAUCUGCAAGAACACCCUAUUCCACCAGCUCUGGCACCAACAUCAUUGCCUUUUGUAGAAACUUCCAAAAUCAAUGCAUUUCAUGUGACAUCUUUGCCAGUAAAUUUUGGGAAGCCAAUAGAAACUCCAAUCCUUGGGCAAGGAGAUCAAAGCUAUAACGGUUCAUCUUUAUUCAUCCGGUCGGUGCCUGUUGUUCCACUGUCAAAUUCAUCAAGAAUAAGUGACUUUAACUUGAAUCAGAGCUCAACAAUGGAUGCAUCUUCCUUGUCGUUGACAUUGUCCUUGUCACUAGAUCAAAGCCACCCAUCACCAUCAUCAUCUACUAGGCACUCAGGAUUUCAAGUGAUGUCAAAUUUUAGUAAUGGAGAGAGCAUUAUCAGUGUGGCAUGACACACAAGAAUCUUUAUUAUAUUAAAAUAAUAACUAAAAGCUAGAAAAAAAAGAAGAAGUAAAAACAUAGAAAAAUGCAAAUGGGAGAGAUGGGUACUUAUAAUUAUAUUAAUUAUUGUAAGGAGAGAUGAGGUACUUAGUGGACUUUGAUGUAUGGUCCUUUUGUUUUUGUACAUGCCUUACUGUACCUGUUGUAUGCCUUUACUCAUAUUAUUAUGUUAGUGUCUUCUUUA
Molecule: messenger RNA, 1271 nt
Organism: Lycium barbarum (goji berry)
Lineage: Eukaryota; Viridiplantae; Streptophyta; Magnoliopsida; Solanales; Solanaceae
Product: transcription factor MYB1R1-like
Exons: 3
Coding region: 112-1038 (308 amino acids)
Biological process (GO): response to ethylene; response to gibberellin; response to auxin
Molecular function (GO): DNA binding
Source: RefSeq, a predicted model, not a curated record